AUGUAUCUCCGGAUGAUACUCGAUGUGUGUUCGAAAGAUAAGGAAGCUAGUUCAUUAGCCUUCAAGAUGUUGACCAAACAAGCUCUUUUCAUUUCUGCACUUUUGCCCUUAAUCCAAGGACAAGAAUCCACUUCAGAAACCGUUCUAGGUGUUUACAUAUACCAUCGUCACGGUGACCGCACAACAAAAAGCUAUCCACCUGUAUCCCUCACAGAUCUUGGUUAUGCCCAAGUCCAUGCAUCUGGAAAUUACUAUCGAACCCGCUACAUCGAUUCCAACGCCUCAACUCCCAUCUACAACAUCAGUCCCGACAUAGUUAAGACCUCUCAAUUGAACGUGCAAGCACCAGUCGAUACCGUGCUUCAGAAUUCCGCAGCCGGUUUCCUACAGGGUUUAUAUCCACCCGUGGGUGCAUCGCUGGGAAGCCAAAUACUCGCAAAUGGUACAAGUGUUGAAGCACCUCUGGGAGGAUUUCAACUCAUCCCCGUAAAUGCAGUCUCUACGGCUUCCAGCGGUGCUAAUUCUGAGAGUUCUACGUGGCUCCAAGGAUCAAGUGGUUGUGGAAAUGCAAUUACGAGCUCGAAUAAUUAUUUUUUCUCGGAUGAGUAUACGCGGGUUUUGAAUUCGAGUAGGAGUUUCUAUGAGAGUAUUUUUCCUGUGGUUAAUUCUACGUUUAAUUCUGCGACGAAUACUUUUAAGAAUGCUUAUACGAUUUAUGAUUAUGUCCAUGUCUCUACUAUUCAUAAUUCGUCUAUUCCGUCCGAUGAUCUUCUUACGAAUGACACACUUUCUCAGUUGCAAACGUUGGCGGAUAAUCAUGAGUUUAAUCUUGCGUAUAAUGCUUCAGAGCCUAUUCGUGCGAUUGCGGGUUCGACUUUGGCGGGUCAGAUCCUCCAAUCCCUCAACAACACCCUAAGCACCCAUUCCACCACGCCCCUAACCAUCCAAUUCGGCGCCUACGCCACCUUCCUCUCCUUCUUUGGCCUCUCAGGCCUCUCGAACAUCUCCUCCUCCUCCCCCUUCACCAAAAUAGUCCCCUACGCCUCCUCCAUGAUCUUCGAACUCCUCACCAAUUCCACCAUCUCUGACACCUCUUACCCGCCCUUAUCCAGCAUCUUCAUCCGCUUCUCCUACUCCCAUGGUCCCGCCUCCGAAAACCCUCCUACCCCCUACCCACUAUUCGGACAAACUGACCUCGUGAUUCCAUAUAAGAAAUUCGUACAGGAAAUGAAUCGCUUCGCGGUGCGGGAUUUGGGGGAUUGGUGUGGAGUUUGUGGGGAGAAGGGGGGGGUUUGUGCUUCUUCUUCGAGUUCAUCUUCUAGCUCCAGUUCGAGUUCGAGCUCGGGAUCUGGGUCUGGAAAUGGAAAUGGAAAUGGAAAUGAUAAUGGGAUUUCAAAAACAGUAGCGGGUGUGAUUGGGGCGAUGGUUACAUUGGGUUUUAUUUUGGGAUUGGAGGUUUUGGUUCUUGUGGGCGCGGGAUUGAGGGUUGUGAGGAGGGGGGGGAGUGUAGGUGGAAGGGGAAGUGGAAGUGGAGCUGUGGGUGUGGGGGGUAUGGGGGAGCAGAUGCAGAGUGGGAAAUAG
This is a messenger RNA of Sclerotinia sclerotiorum 1980 UF-70, 1581 nucleotides long. RefSeq lists its product as hypothetical. The transcript has 4 exons. Gene Ontology annotation, molecular function: phosphatase activity. Bases 1 to 1581 code for a protein of 526 amino acids. The record is from RefSeq and is a predicted model, not a curated record. Lineage: Eukaryota; Fungi; Ascomycota; Leotiomycetes; Helotiales; Sclerotiniaceae. Gene Ontology annotation, biological process: dephosphorylation.